Messenger RNA from Fusarium musae, 1818 nucleotides. RefSeq lists its product as uncharacterized. Lineage: Eukaryota; Fungi; Ascomycota; Sordariomycetes; Hypocreales; Nectriaceae. The record is from RefSeq and is a predicted model, not a curated record. The transcript has a single exon. The coding region runs from base 1 to 1818 and encodes 605 amino acids.
AUGUAUUCAGAUAUCAAGUACGACCAACUUGAAGAUCCUGACCAUUGGAUCAGACUCAUCAAACUUGAACCUUCUCCAUCGGAAUCCACCUCUGAACCCGAUAGACCAGAUCUCCUCGUGUGCAAUAUUGAGGAAUAUAUUCGCGGCGACUCCCAGCCAUACACAGCAUUAUCAUAUGUCUGGGAGUCUCCAGACAGCCCCAAAAGGCUAGUAAGCGUUAAUGGGACGACAAUAGACAUCAGCUCAACCGUCGAGAAUGCCCUUCGGCGCCUACGGUUUCGCAAUAAGCCUCGGUGGCUUUGGGUCGAUCAGCUAUGUAUCAACCAAGCCGACGAGAUGGAGAAGAGCCACCAAGUCCACCAAAUGCACCAUAUCUACAGGGAGGCAGAUCAGGUGAUCGCAUGGCUGGGUAAUGGUGAUGAGAGCAGCGACCUCAUAUGUCGCCUGAUGCGUGACACAGGUAGAGCCCUGCGCUCCAACGAUCUUGGCGUUUUGCAAAAGCUCUACUCUGGGGGAAAGGAGGAAGGGUCUAUUGAUAUAGAAGCUGCAAAAACGGCUUUCCAUGCGUUCUGCGAAAGACGCUAUUGGCAACGUCUUUGGAUCAUGCAAGAGUUUGCUGUUGGCCGACGUAUCGCUAUUGCCUGCGGUGGCUGGAUUGUGAAAUAUGAUCUCAUGGAUCAGACUCUUGACGCCCCGAGUAUUGUUCAGCGCCGUGCGCGAAAGAAGCCCAUCGAUGGGCUUGAGACGCUGAUUCGGAAUCUGAAUUAUGUCUACUCCACUCCACUCAACAGCUACGUUUAUAGCUUGUUUACAAGACGGUGGCACUAUGACUACAAUCCCGAUGGGGAGAGUCCACGGGGCCAACCCCUUUUACAGGUCGUCGCGGUAUCGCUCACUCUGGAAGUCGACUACAACGUUGUCUACGCAACCGACCCACGUGAUCGUAUAUUUGCAUUACUGAACCUGGCCGGAGACAGAGACCACUUUAACCUGUUCCCAGAUUACUCUUUGACAGUCGAAGAGGUGUACAGAGAAGCAGCGUGCAAGAUCCUAGAACAAGGAACUAUUGAUGUUCUAAUGUACUGCCAAAGGCCCAAGAAGCUUGCCAUGCUACCAAGUUGGGUGCCUGACUGGAGUAUGGAUGUUCUGCAUCCAAAUGCGCAGGCACCGUGGGAUACCCCUUUCAAAGCAUCGGGCACAUAUACCGAGAUACCAAAAUUUCCCGAAUUCGAUACCGCGACAUUUGAAGGUAUUUAUGUGGACAAAGUUCAAGAGAUCGGGACAACCUGGGACCCAAACUGGUUGAAACCCAUCAGUCGGACCGCAGUCAAACAAUGGGUGAAAAGUAUCAGGGGAUUGUGUGACAACUCCCCUAGAAUCAGGGUCGGAGAAGAGCGUCUAGAUGCAGCACGCAUCGGGAUACUCGAUGGCCCUACGUGGCACUCUACAGUGUCUUAUCAAGGCUGGGGAUCCCAGUGUGCUGACGAUGUCGAGAAUCUUCAGCGUUCUGGAACAGAGGAAGGAGAGAAAGGCGAAGAUGCUUCGGCUGCAGAAGACUCUUUCUAUGCUUUCGCUCUCAUGCGGAUGCACACAAGACGUGUCUUUAUGACAUCUACGGGCUUUGUUGGGGUUGGCCCACUUGAUAUGCAGCCAGGAGAUGAAGUCUGUAUCCUGUUGGGAGGCAAAGUACCCUACCUGUUGCGACCUCACGGUAACGAAUCAUAUAAGCUUGUCGGAGAGGCGUACGUGCAUGGGAUCAUGCACGGAGAGCUCUUUAAAGGCGGUGCUAGAAACCUUCGAAAGUUUGACGUUAAGUAG